Coregonus sp. 'balchen' is the source of this 14053-nucleotide messenger RNA. NCBI's taxonomy places the organism in Eukaryota, Metazoa, Chordata, Actinopteri, Salmoniformes, Salmonidae. The record is from the annotation of a GenBank genome assembly.
AUGGAGAAGAAAGCCCAGAAGGACAAACAGUGUGAACAGGCUGUGUACCAGGUACACACACACACAAUACACACAAUGUUUACUAUCUGAUUAUUAUUGGUGCUGCUGCCUCUAUCUGUCAACUACACUGAUCUGCUUCCAUCUCCUCUUCCCUCUCUACUCUCCUCCUCCCCUCUCUCCUUUCUUCCCCCUCUCCAUCUGUCCCUCUGUCUUCAGACUAUUCUGGAGGAAGAUUUGGAGGAUCCGGUCUACCAGGUAACUUCCAAACACCAAUCAAAAUGCUUCUCUAAUGCUGUUCUAUCCAAUCAGUAUGUUUCUCUCUAAUGCUUCUUGCAAUCUUUCAAUCUCCUUGCCUGUUUAUCUGUGUCUGUAGGGGAUUGUGGGGGAGUCCCAGGAUUCUUGUCAGAUGAAUGGAGUUGUCUGUGUGUGUGUAUGUGAGUGUGUGUGCGUGCGUGUAUGUGUGAAGUUUUCUGGGAUUGCUUGGGGGCGGGACCUACAGAUGAUUCUGUUUGACCAAUCACAUCUUUGCAUCAUAUUCUGAGCCUGUCCUUUUUCUUCUAUUCCUAUGUCAUAUUUGUUUCUUUAUUCCUCCUCUCCUCUCCCUGCUGCCUGUGUUGUAGUACAUUGUGUUUGAGGCGGGACACGAGCCCAUCCGCGACCAAUCAGAAGAGAGCAUUUAUCAGGUACAAGCCUCUCUCCUCUGCUUGGAUCUGAUUGGUGGAGUUGUGUUGGUGAUAGGAGCAGGGUUCCAAUGGGAAUAGAGAUUAUUUGAGAAUAGCCUCAGGGUCGUUCCAUGUCAUUUCAACAAGCCAUGACACCCAUCAUCUCAGAUUGUACUGAAAUCUCUGAGAAAUUAAGGUAUUUGUUUGCACCCAAAUUGGCCAUUUUAAUUUAUAGCAUUGAUAUAAUAUUAAAUAAAUAUAGUACCUAUCAUCCAAUUUGGGCCACACUUAUUCUAACAAUGAGUAAGACAUGAGGAAUCCAAAUAAAUUGUCAAAAGUCACCCAUGGACCCCCCCACACCCCACGCCAAUCCCACCCCAACAACGAGUAUAUAGUAUCAGUUGUUUAUGUCUGACAAGUAUUAUGGAGCUGCGGCUCAGAGUAUUAUUUCUUGAUCCAAUGUAAUGUAUUCUCAGUACAUUUCAUGGUGUUUCUUUUCCCCUGUUCAGAGAAAUUAGUCAUUGAAAUUGUUAGGUUUAUGUCCCAUCUUACAUCUUGAUAUUACCAGGUUCUAACCACUAUAUGGUGCUGUUCCUGCUAUUAGGUGAUGAAAAAAAAAAUCAAAUGUAAGUUAAUGCUACCUAUAUUAGCAUUUUCGCGCUUCAUAUCCAAAUCAUCUAUAAGUAAUGUCAUUGAGUUACACAAUCAAUUUUUUUAUGCUUUAUGAUGAUUUGGAUAUGAAGCGUGGAAAUGCUAAAAUAUAGCUACCAUUGACUUGCAUUGCAACAGCACCAUCUAGUGGUCAGAACUUGGUAAUAUCAGGAUGUAGGAUGGGACAUAAACCUAACUUCAAUUACCAAUUUCUCUGAACAAGGGAAAAAAACAUAACGAAAUUCACUGAGAAUACAUUACAUAGGAUGAAGAAACAAUACGCAGAGCCGCAGCUCCAUACUACUUGUCAGACAUAGAGAACUGUUACAAUAUAUUCGUUGUUGGGGUGGGAUUGGCGUGGGAUGUGGGAUGUCCGUGGGUGGCUUUUGACCAUUUCUUUGGAUGUCUAACUCAUUGUUAGAAAAAGGUUUGGUCCAAAUCGGAUGUUAGGUACUAUAUUUAUAAAUAUUAUAUGAAUCCUAUAAAUGUAUCAAUUAGCUUAAUUUCUCAGAGAUCAAAUUAUAUUUCAACAAAAUAAUGUUGCAGGAAUGCUAAUCUUAUCUGUUUCUAACAGAAAGAAAUUCAGAGCAAUCUGAGAUGGUGGGUGUCAAAAUCCUAUUUGUUGUUGUUCGAGGUGGAACGGCCCCUCACCAACCGCUUCACUACUGACAGACACACCACUGAAACCUGAGAGAAACAUUAACACACAUGCAUGAGUAAGCAGACCCCUCGUCCUUCCCCCUCUUUCUGAGGAGAUGAAAGAGGGAAAGAAAGAUUCAACACCAGGCUCUCGUUUGAUCUUUAAAAAUAAUAGAAUGAAAAUAGAGCUCGAUCUAACACACACACGCAAAAAGGCGUGUUAGAAUUGUGCCACAGAGGAACCAACAGAUGAAUAAAGAUCUGCCUCUGGAAAUAAACAACCAGAGAGAUGGAGAGAUGAAGAAGGAUGAGAGAGGAAAUAAACAAGAGAACUAGAGAAGAGAGAGAGGGAUUAGGAAAGAUGGAGGAGAGAUGGAGGAAGGAGAGAUGGAGAGAGUACUCAGGUGUUGGUAGUCAGACUGUUAUGACAGACGUUUUUGUCCCAUCAGGUUUUUAUUGACAUUUCCAUUCACAACAGAUCAAUCAGGUGGAUUAAUUUGAUAGUCUGACAUCGCAGGGACAAUCAAUCAUCAGUCAAUAGAACAAAACAUAUAGAGACGUUGUCCUGUAUCAAUCUGUCUGUAUCACAGCUCAGGAAAAGACCCAGAUGCAGACAGUUCGAAUAACGGACGUUUAUUAUACAAACAGGGGGCAGGCAAAGGACAGGUCAAGGGCAGGCAGAGGUCGGAGGUCCAGGGCAGAGUCCGUAAGGUACAGAGCGGCAUGCAGGCUCAGGGUCAGGGCAGGAAGAGGUCAGUAGUCCAGGGCAGUGUCAAACGGUACAGAACGGCAGGCAGGCUCAGGGUCAGGGCAGGAAGAGGUCAGUAAUCCAGGGCAGUGUCAAACGGUACAGAACGGCAGGCAGGCUCAGGGUCAGGGCAGGAAGAAUGAUCAAAACUGGGAAAACUUGAAAACAGGAGUACGAAAAACACGCUGGUAGGCUUGACGAGACGAACCGCAACAGACAAACAGAGAACACAGGUAUAAAUACACAGGGGAUAAUGGGGAAGAUGGGCGACACCUGGAGGGGGGUGGAGACAAUCACAAAGACAGGUGGAACAGAUCAGGGUGUGACAGUCUGUCUGUCUCUCUCUCUCUCUCUCUCUCUCUGUGACUUUGUCUCAAAAGACCCUAAUCCACAGGGUUUGGCCAAAAGUAGUGCACAACAUGAGGAAUAUGGUGUCAUUUGAGACAUAGCCACAGAAAGACAGACAGACACACCAGUUUAUUACAUGUCUCUCUCUGUGAUAAGAGCACAUUGAUCCACUUUAUUGGAGAGAGAGAAGGGGAGAGAGAGAGAGCUGCUCAUACAUCAGACUGAUAGACUAAAUGAAGCCUCAACUCAUAGAUUUGAAUACAGAUUACAUCACUCAUUCUCUCUCUCUCGCACGAACGCACGCACACACACACGCACAUACGCACACACACACGCACACACACCCUCAGAUGCAAGCUAUAAGGGACAAUAAUGUCCAGGCUUUAGUCUCUAUAUAUUUGUCUGUAAGGCUUUAUUUUAUAGUCUUGUGUUGCUUUGGUAUUUACUACGAUUGGUACUUUUUGGUACAUUAAAAAUGAAGGUUGUCGUGGUAACAAAAGCUAACGUGUGGUUGGUGGGCUGUGUGGUGAUUGGUUGAUUGUCCAGGUUCCGACCAGCCAACAGAAGGAGGGGGUAUAUGACGUCCCCAAGAGACACCCAGUGAGUCCAGCUGUGUGUGCCUGUCCCCCCCUUGUGUCCCCCGUGGUGCUAUGGUGUGUCCUGUGGAUACCCUGUGGUGUGGCUUUGUGGUGGUGCUGGGUGGAGUCGCUGUGUAUGUGGAUAGGAGUGGGUUUGGGUGGGGUUUGCUCUGUGCUAGGUGCUGGUUGCAUGCAGUGUGGUGGCAGGUGUAUGUGUGUGCAUUGCAUGCAGUGUGGUGUCUUGGUGAUGCAUGGCUGGCUGUGGUCUGCUGGUGAAUGAACAAACAUGAUCUGACAAUACUAGAACAAAACAGAUUGGUAAGAGAGCGAGUGUGUGUGUGUGUGUGUGUAUGUGUGUACACGCCUUUGUGUGUGUGUCAUUCAAGUUGACCUUGACCAUUGUCAGGAUGCAACAGAACUCUCCAUGUCCUUUUAUGAUCUUAUUAAACAUGGUAGUUAAACAUCUCUCUGUUUCAUUAGCUAAUAACUCUAUCCUCAUAACCAGUAUAGUAGCUAUUCUACACCUGCUACAACUACUCCAUCUCUGACACCUGUCUAAAAAACCCAAUUCUAACUGUAGGGAGGGUGCCUCACUGUCUGUGUAGAAAUUGCUACUAUAGCCAAAAUCUGCCCCCUUCCUCCUAUACUCCCACUGGUCUCUCCUAGCUCACACUGCAGAACACACACACACACACACACAAACACACACACACACACACACUGUACAGUCGUAAUCAGACGGUGUGGGUCGUGGCUGUCGGUUUUGUCCUGUGUUGCUGUAUUAUCCCAGCAGUGCUAAGAGGCUUAUAGCGGUGAGAUCCCACAGCCCUACUGCUGUCCUUAACCACCCCACAUCACUGACACCUAUUGGCUUUGUGUUCGAUACAUACCUGUGUGUGUCUGGUGUUAUUAUACGGUGCUAUAGCCAGUAGGGUCUGACACCUCUGUCUAAACCAUAUGCUUCACGGUCAUUUAGUCUGUCGCCUUCUGUCUCUCAAUGCUAUUAACACACACAUAGACACACACCCACACAUACACACAUACACACACACACACAAGCACGUACAUACGAAUGCACACACACACACACACACUCACACAAACACACACAUAAAAGAGACUUCUUAAAAGAGACUACUUAAAAGUACUACUUUAAUCUCCUGAGUCCUUGACCCUGUGUGAGUUUGCACAAUCUGUUGAUUUAAAAUGCCUCAUUCCCUGGCCCUGACCCAACAGAGGUCAGCCUAUUAUCAUCUGGCAAUGAAGCACAAGUAGGCUAGUGUGUGUGUGUGUGUGUAUGCAUCCAUGCACAUGUGUGUGUGUGUUUAGUGAGACAGGAGAUCAGCGAGGUGGGUGUUAAUUAAGGGGGCUGCAUUAAUCGUAUGCAAAACCAUGCCCAUACUAAUUACUGUUUCCUCAGAGACCAAUAAUUGAAAGGUGGUUGUCGCAGUGAUGAGGAGAAAGGGAUGGGCAGAGAGAGAGUGAUAUAGAUGGAAGAGGAAUCUGAUGUAAUGAGCUGUGUGUGUGUGUGUGUGUGUGUGUGUGUGUGUGUGUGUGUGUGUGUGUGUGUGUGUGUGUUGUGUGUGUGUGGGUGUGUGUGUGUGUGUGUUGUGUGUGUGUUUGUGUGUGUGUUUGUGUGUGUGUGUGUGUGUGUUUGUGUGUGUGUGUGUGUGUGUGUGUGUGUGUGUGUGUGUGUGUGUGUGUUUGUGUGUGUGUGUGUGUGUGUGUGUGUGUGUGUGUGUGUGUGUGUGUGUGUGUGUGUGUGUGUGUGUGUGUGUGUGUGUGUGUGUGUGUUUGUGAACAGUUAAAGUAUCUACAUGUAAUAUUCUAUCCCUCCACCUCAACUCACCCUCAAAUCAAAUUAAAUCAAAUGUUAUUUGUCACAUGACCUUACCGUGAAAUGCUUACUUACAAGCCCUUAACCAACAAUGCAGUUUUAAGAAAAAUAAGAGUUAAGAAAAUAUUUACUAAAUAAACUAAAGUAAAAAGAAAGUAACAAUAAAAUAACAAUAACGAGGCUAUAUACAGGGGGUACAGAGUCAAUGUGCGGGGGUACAGGUUAGUCGAGGUAAUUAAGGUAAUAUGUACAUGUAGAUAGGGGUAAAGUGACUAUGUCUCCAUGUGUCUGUUUUUGUUUGAGUGUCUGAUACAUAAUUUCUCUGUCUGGAUGUUUCCAUUCCAUCUGCCAUCCCAUGUGGCUGUGCAGAGUACUCAGAAUGCUCAUCAUCCUCAUCAUCAUCAACAACAUCAUCAUCAAGAUCAUCAUCAUCAAUAUCAUCAUCAUCCUCAUCAUCAUCACCAACAACAACAUCAUCAUCAUCCAUCAUCAUCAUCAUCAUCAUCAUCCAUCAUCAUCAUCAUCAUCAUCAUCACCAGCAACAUCAUCAACAACAGCAGCAGCCAGUGGAGAGCCACUCACUGAUAUAUAUCAUGGAUAUGGACAGUGUAUGGACACCACAGGUAAGGUGCACUGUGAAGGACUAGCCUGCUCAACUCUUCAUACACAAGUCUCUGGGUGCAGCCUGCCAGGGUUAUAAGGACAAUACAAAUGAUAGAGGAGAAAAAGGCACACUCACUGAAAGUGAUCUAUAUUUUUGUAACCCUCUGGCUGCUACAAAUGAAUGUAAAACGACAGUGGGGGGGGGGUGGGGGGGGGGGGGGGGGUAGAGAGAGAUGGUAAAGAGAGUGAGAGGAAGAGAGGGGGAGAGAGGAGGGUCUUUAAAGCUGACAUCAGAGAGACAGAGAAGAUGAGGGGAGAGGGAGGUGGUCAGGUCAGAUGGAGGGAUGGGAGGAGGUGAAGGGAUGGGGAUGGAGAGGGAUGGAGGGAUGGGAGGAGGUGAGCGGGCUGAUGGUCAAGAUGGUCAUGUUGUCCACAGAUUUCGCUCUCCUGUUUCAACCGAGGAUUGCUCAGUACGACCCGACGUAUUGGCCUCUGUCAAAAGUGCUUAUGGGAAUUUCUUUUGGAUGCCACCAAAGGGAUCACUCACUCACUCUCACAGCUCCUCUGUACUCAGAGGAUAUACCAGCUCGUUUAACGCCAGUCUACGUUAUGGGCCUCGGUCAAAAAGUAUGCACUCAUACUUGGAAAGGGUGCUUUGUGGAUGCAGCCCUUACACAAUGGUCACAGUCACAUUAGUAACACACUACAGUGACCACAUUGACCACAGAGGCCAGAAGUGACCCUCCCUCAGCUCUGGGAGAUUCAAACUAACACUAUCAUAGGUGUCAGUAGGUUCAGUUAAAAGAAAGACAGAAUAGCAUCAGUGUACAGUAUAUACACUAUCUUCCUCAGUGGCUUUCUAUCAGUCAGUAAUAGUAGUUAACUGAACUCCUCCUCUGUCCUCCUCUCUCACUAACAGCACAGAUACUCCAUUCAUCUGUAUGGCUAGAAACGACACGCUCUCUGAUCCAUUAUCUGAUAGAUAGAAAGAAGUAGAACACACACACACACUUUAAGCAUUGGAAUAUAAUAAGAGCGUCAUGGUCUAUGUGUGACCUAUUAGUUUAACUAGCGGAGCCAGAAGGCAGACGUUGUUAUCUGUGCAGACAUUAUCCCCAGAACCCUAUACAGCAAUAUACUGGAGCUAUAUGUAUCUCUAUAGAGGGCUCUGAUUUUUGCUAAUCUCUGACCAUGUAAAUCCUCACAACUUUAAUAACUAAAAAAAGACUCUUAUUUUCUCCAGUCACCACAGGGAUAAAGACCUUAUUAAUGUUAGAAAGAGAUUGAUGUAAAAAAAAGAGACAUGUUAAAUAGAUAGAUAUGAAAGAGAGGGAUUUUGAAGAAAGAGAGGUGUGUGUAUAUAUAGAGAGAUAUGAGAGGAUAUUGAGAUUUGUAGUUCAGAGUAACUUGAAUUUGGUAGGUAUGUCACCUCCACCAAUAAUAUUACUCCAUGACAUCAUCAUCUAACGCGUCCCUGUCCGUCUACCUGUGGCGCUGUUUGAUGAUGUCACUGUGCCCGACAGAGGUAGGUACCUGGUUGCGUGAGGCAUGUUGCGUGUUCCGUGUUUUCGUGAAAGGUGUUGCAUGUAUGUUGGGACACGCAAUGCUGUACGUUGCUAUUGUAGCCAUGACGUCUGACGGCUGUGAACUCUCUUUCUGAUUGGCAGAAUAUCAACCAAUUAGAGCUUUUCGGAGACAUCUCCACACUCCCGGACAUCUACUCACCCUCGGUGAGUACACCCCCCCUCCUCUCUACCUCUCAUGACCUUUGACCUGGUUUAGCUGAUGGAGGAAUCAUGUUGUUUGUAUUGGCUGGUACGAAUCAAGCAUACAGUGAACUGUAGUGUAAGUGUGUGUCUGUGUGUCUGUUUGGCUGUUUGGCCUGCCACCUGUGGGUGUAAAGUGUUUUUAACCUGUUCCUCUCCCUUUCCCUCACCCUCUCCUCCCCCAGACCCCUGCCUCUCCAGCCAACACCCUGGACACCUCUCUGGGCCUGCAGCCCCUCACGGAACUCUUCAACCCCUUCAACCCCGCCUCUGUACCCUCAGGUAGGAACUCAUCUCUCCUCUCCUCUUUGCAGCAGAGCUGGAAUAAGCAGCUCUGAGAAGAGAUGAGUCUGAGAGUUAUAAUGAGUCUGUGUGACUGUCUGAGUAGAUCUAUGUAUGAUAAUGACUGAGGCUCAUUGUGGACGUAAUGAUCAUAGUUCAGCAGGACCAUUAAGACACAAUAUUAACUACAGGCUAAGGUAGGUCACUGUACUGCAGUGGUACAUGGGGUACUCUGUGUGUUUAUAUAUGUGUGUGUGUGUGUGUGUGUGUGUGUGUGUGUGUGUGUGUGUGUGUGUGUGUGUGUGUGUGUGUGUAUAACUCGCUCGUCUCCUCUCUCUGUCCAGGUUACGUGGCGAUGGGAGCGGUACCUCCAGGUCAGGUGUGGUCGCAGCAGGCGUUUGCUGCCCAAGCAGGUCCUCUGUUUGGAGUCCAGUCCCCCCUGGGUCAGUCCCUCCCUGUGGCCCAGGUCAUGCCUGGAGGCCAGCCUCUCAUCUGGGGCCAGGCCAACCUCUUCCCUGCUACACAGCAGCAGUGGGCCGCCAUGACGGGAGCAGGUAUAUACACACAGACACAAACAUGUAUGUAUGCACGCACGCACGCACACACACACACACACAGGGAUGAACUAACGCACGCAUGCUCACACACACACACACACACACACACAGUAAAGUGUAUUGUCCUGUAUCUAGGGUUCCCUGCUACAGCCUACCUCCCAGCCCAGCCAGGGUCUCUGCCUGCCAUGUUCCUCCCUGUCAAUCAACCCUGCGACAGCCUAUCAUCUGCCAGUGCUGCCUCUAACCCCACCCCCUCAUCAGCCUCAAGUCCACAGCAUGCAGAGAGGCAGCAGCAGAAGAUGAGCAAGGUAGGAUAAUUUUAUUCAAUGUAUUUUAUUUAAACAUUCUAUAACCAAGCAAGUCAAUGGAGAACCAAUUCACAUUGAUAGUAAUGGCCUGGCCAAGACGCAAAAGCUCUAUACAAUAGCUUUUUAUUGGCCAACAUUUUUCAUAGUGUGUCUUUAACAUCUUCUGCACUCUCUGUAGGAGAUGUUUAAGGACUUCCAGCUAGUGAAGCCCCCUGCCAUGCCAGCUAAAAUGGGGGACCAGCACCACUGUCUAGCUGGGACCUCGGAGGCCUUCAGCUCCUAUUUCAACCGCGUGGGGACCGCCACCGAUACAGACGACUGUGACGACUUUGACAUCUCUCAGCUCAACCUCACUCCUGUCACAUCCACCACGCCCUCCACUAACUCACGUAUGUACACAGUCAUGGCGGUUUGAUUUGUGUUUAUAGCCAGAUUACGCUCUGUUUGGAAGUUCCCUCCUCCCUCCACCCCUCAUACCGCUCUACCUCCAUCUUUGCCUCAACUCCCUUUUCUUUUAGAUUUUAUGUAUCUCAUUUUAUUAAUUGUAAUUUGUCAUCAUCAAUAAAACUACAGAGAGACAGUUGCUGGGGAGGUAUUUUAUCUGAUUUAAACUCAAGAAGAAUGCUGACUCUCUGCACUUCCACCCCAUCUCUCUCCCUCUCCACCCCUCCCCCUCUCCUUCCCCAGCUCCGACCCCGGCCCCCAGACAGAGUUCUCCGUCUAAAUCGGCGUCGUCUCAUGUUAGUGACCACAUUGACCAUAUCAGUGACCCCACCACAGACGCCACCGACCCCCCCACAGAUGACUCGUUCGGCGAGGUCGAGGGCAGUCCAAGCCGAAGUGGAGAGGAGGAUGCGGUGAGUACCUGUGUGUGUGUGUGUGUGUGUGUGUGUGUGUGUGUGUGUGUGUGUGUGUGUGUGUGUGAGUGUGUGUGAGUGUGUGUGAGUGUGUGUGUGUGUGUGAAAUGAGAUCUGUUGAUGAAUAGGCUGUGUAUCAGCACGUUGGACUAGGUAAUCACUCUCUGUGAUUGGCUACUCUUGUGGCUGGCCUGUGUGUGUGUACAUGUGUGUGUGUGUGUGUGUGUGUGUGUGUGGUGUGUAUGUGUGGCCAGUAAAGUGUUAAAUGAGCUGCUGGAGGUGUCAGAUCAUUAGGAUGUUAUUAAUGAUAGCAGGUAGCUCCAUACAUCACUUGCUCUAUAGCACCCUGUUAUUAUUCAACUGAUGAACUAGGGUCUUUUCUAGGGCAAUUAAUAUUUAUUAUACACCUGGAUUCAAGAGAGGGAGAGAAGGAGAGAGUGAGAGAGAGUGAGAGAGAGUGAGAGAGAGUGAGAGAGAGAGAGAGAGAGAGAGAGAGAGAGAGAGAGAGAGAGAGAGAGAGAGAGAGAGGUACAGAAACAGGGCAGUGAGACAGAGAUACAUAGAGAGAGGAAUGGGAGACUAUUUAAAUGAAAGCACUGGAGUCACAAACCUGACAAUGGUGAAAAAAACUGAAUUGGAAGCGAUGCCUUCUACCGUUGAUUCUAAGCCAGUCAGUCAACUCCCAAGUACUCUAUCUUCUGAAAGAAGUGUGACUCAGCUGAGCCAGUGGAGCUCAUAUUCCUGUUGAGGAAAACAAAAAAAAAGGGGGAAAGGGAAAGAAAAAGAGAGAGGAAAAAGAAGAGAGAGAGAAGAGAGAGAAGAGGGAGAGAGACGAGAGAGGGAGAGGGGAAAAAACCCCCGGAAUGGGGGAGGAGAGAAAAGAGAGAGAGAGAGAAGAGGAGAGAGAGGAAAACCCGAGAGAAAAGGGGAAAAGAGAGAAAAGAGGGAAGAGGGGAGAGAGAGAGAGCAGGAGAGGGGAGAGAGAAAGAGGAAGAGGAGAGAGAGAGAGAGGGGGGAAGAAAAGUAGGGCGUUCUCACCAUUAGAGAUGUCAGUUGAGUGCUCUCGACAGCAACAGUCAACAUUACGCUUUACGCAACUGAAUGAAACAGGCCUGUAUGGGAGAGAAGGGGGAGAAAACCGAAUGAAACGGGCCCUCCCACUCUUCUGUGGUGAGGAGGGGGAAAGAGUGAAGGUUUAGGGAUCAAUGGGAGUGGACCCAAAAAAUUUUUUUAAAACCCUGGGGGGGGGGCGUUGUGUCUGUGUUUGUGUGCCCGGUGCGUGGGGGGCUGUGGCGUGUCGGGUUUGUCUGGGGUGCGGGUGUGUUGGGUGUCUGGUGUCUGGCCCUUUUCCCCUUUUAAAAAAAGGACACCCUGCCCGGGGGGGAACCCCUUUUUUUACCGGCGGCCAACAAAACAGGUGAUUUUUAAAAAGGGGGGAGGGAGGGAGGGGGGAGGGGAGGGGGAGGGGAGGGAGGGGGGGAAUUUUUUUUUUUUUUUAAAAGGGGGGGAAGGGGGCGAAGGGAUGUCAAAACAGAGAAUGACCAAAGGAAACAAUCUUUUCCAAUCCUCUCCUCUCCUAAAUCCUCUCCUUCCUCUCCUCUCCUCUCCCUUCCCCUUCCUCUCCUCUCCUCUAAUCUACUAUUCUCCUCUCCUCUCUACUCCUCUCCUCUCCUCCCUCCCUCUCUCCAGGCGUGUGAGUCUGGGUCUCCUUGUCCCAGUGAGACAGCAGGUUCUAGUCCAGCCCAAACCAGUCCACCUGCCGACAGCUAGAUAUAUGCUGGGUAGGUAUCUAUCCAUCCAUCCUUGCUCUCCUCCCUCCUUCCUCUGCUUUCUGUAAGCCUGCCUUCUCCACACACACCUUUACUGAUCUUCUGUUCACCCUCUCUACUCUCUCUCUCUCUCUCUUUCUCUCUCUCUCCAGUCUUCCCUUUUUAUUGUGCUCUCUCUUAUCCUGUCUGCUGCAUCCUCUGAUGAUAGCAUGGUGUGUCUGACUGCCUGUGGUUGUGUUGUGUGAUUAUGCAUCUGCGCAUGUGUGUGGUUCUGCGUCAGUGUGUGUGUUUGUUGUGUGUGUUGCGUCUUUUUGGGACUAUGUGUUCUCUCUCCCUAUAGCCACCAGAGGUGUGUGAGUAUCUCAAUAAAGGACUGUGUGUGUGUUUAAAACUCACCAUGCAUGGCCACGCUGUCAUGAUGUCAGUCUGUUUGUCUCGAAUGGGGGGGACGGACUCAAUAUUAGGAAGGUGUCCUCAAUGUUUUGUACACUCAGUGUAUAUACUGUACUGUUUAUGAUGUUAUAUGAUGUCAAAUGUAAUAUGAUGUCAGAUGUAUAUGUCCUGGACUGCAGUUCAGGGUUAGAGAUAGAGUCAGUGUUGUAUUGAAGAGACUUUCCUCCUAUGGCUGUGGCUUCCCUUUAUCACACACACAUACACACACACACACACACACACACACACACACACACACACACACACACACACACACACACACACACACACACACACACACACAAGCAAGCUGCCUAUAGUGUGGGUGUAAUGAUAGGUGGUGUCAGUCAGUCAGGCCCACACACAUGGAACUAUGUAAUGACAGUGUUUCUAUCAGUAAUACUGGGCUGCCACCACUAAUAACUGGGUGAUAUGAAUUAGCAUUCAGUCAUAUCCAGGAAGAACACUAAACCCAAUCACUGAGGAGCAGGAGGGGGGGAGAGAGGGGGGAGUAGGAGGAGGAAGAGUAGGAGGAGAGAGGCCAGUGGUAUGUUUGUGGUCUAAUCACUGGGCCACAUACUGACAUACACACAAAUGUACAUUUAUUUGACUCACACACUCAAAGGUUCCCUCUGCAUACAAUAGAAUUCUCAAAUAUGGCAAUUCCACUCAGGAGUCAAAUAUGGAAGGGCUGGACCAAUCAGUCAAUCACGUGUCAGAGUGAACCUAUGUAACUCCCUGCUGUCAGGCUGACUGCAGUGCAAUUAUGUGUAUGAUAAUAACACAGGCCUGCUCUGACUGUUGUAGUCUGUAGACAUCUCCAUCAAACCUGCUGUGAUAUGUCUCCCACACAUACUCACACACUGCUGUAGGAGGGAGGUAGACAGCAGUGUGUGUCACACACACAUGCACAUGCACACACGCACACAUGCACGCACGUGUACACACACAAACACUCCGACAGUGAUAGAUCCAUUGUUCAAAGUUAGGAUCUGACAAGCUGAGGUGGGUGGAGAGAGAACACACACAAAUGAGGGCCCAAUCCCAAAUGGACCCCAAAACCCUACGCCCUAUGCACUUGUGGAGAGGAUUUGACAGGUGUAAUAGCGCCAACUUGCGCUCUGAUAGGCUAGGUGGAAGUUUCACCAUAUUGCUUAUACCAACAAAAUCCUCUCAGAUCUUCAUAAGUGCAUAGGGUUUAGGUAAGGUUUAGGGGUCCAUUUGGGAUUGGGGCUACACACUCUCUGUCCAGCAAUACCCUCAGCCUCGGCAACAUGGCUGGUCUCUCUGUCUCCAGCAGGGUGCUACUGCCAUCUGGUGUUGACAACAGGAACUGCAUGUGUUGCAGCUGGAGAAAGGGUCUGUGAGUAGAGGAAGUAGAUAGACUACUAGGGAGUAGAUAGACUACUAGGGAAUAGCUGACCUGCGUUCAGACCCAGUGGGUCAUGCUAAUGCUAACUGUAGCUCCUCUCUGUCUGCAGGGGAAGGAUCUCUGUCUGCAGGGGAAGGAUCCUCUCUACGCCCAGAUCAACAAAGGGAGGAAAUAAAGAGACACACUGAACACUGGACUGACCUGCCAACGCUGACCAACCAACCUGAUGUGUGUGUGGGCACACCUUCUCUUUAUCAGCCUUUGCCUCUGCCUUCUCUUUACCUAGUAAUUUCACCUUCCCCUCAUCCUUGUCUUAGCCCUUUACCUUCUUCUCCUUCUCCUCCUUGCCGAAGACUCUGGGUGCGAUGCCCCCCUUCCCCUGGAGGGAGGAGAGGAGGGAGGGUCGAGCUCCGGGCCGUAGGGAGUGUGAGUUGGAGGGUGUGUGUGAUGUGGGGUUGAGGGAAGGAAGGGAGUUUGUAGGACUGUGAGGAGGAAGCAGGACUUCAGGUUUCUCAGGGAGGGCAGAUUUGGUCCUGGGCUGCUUCAGCACCAACACUUCCUCAGCCUGGAACUUUGCCCUCAAGGACUUGAAGUCCAGAGAGUCUUCUUCCUGUCAGACAGAGAAAGGAGGGGGGGGGGGGGGG